GUGGCCGUAUAGCAGAGGGAGAGAGUAGCAGAGAAUGCAUUGUGAUGAGGGAGGGGAGAAGAAGGUAUUGCAAACUAUCCCUAACAUUUGCUACACGAUGCGACGACAAUGCCAACCAAAACCGAAAAAGAAAGACAGAAAGAAGACGAAAAUCCAACCCCACGAUCCACCCCGACAUUAAUCAUCUCUCAUCUCUCAUCUGUUCAACACGCUUCACUUCCUCUUUCAACAGGGGGUCUAGGAGAGUGGAGUUGCCACCAGUGUCGCACGCCAUGGCAUCCAUCAAACCGCACAACCAAAACACGAAGAUGGAAAAGACGAAAAGGAAGAAACAAAACGCUCAAAACGGGCUCACAAUGGUAUCUAAACUUUUCCCACUCUCGUAGUACCAAACCUCCCUCCUCCGCCUGUCCGGCGCAAGAAAAACAGGGACCACAACUCCGCGCCCGAAACGCUCCAGAACGCAACCAAUGCUCGGAUAUCCAACUUGCUGAAGUGAUAUAUAGCGAAAAUUCCACAGAAUCGAAUCAGCCACAAAAAUGUGAAGAAGAUGGAAAGGAAAAAAGGAGAUGAAGAAAAACCGCAUCCACAACGUUCCCUGAGGCAUGAAAGACCCGCGCGUCGCGGGAGGAAAACCAUGCCUCCCGAGAGCCCCAUCCCAACCAUGCAGCAGGAGAGAGAUGAAGAACGACGAAGAAGGGACUGGUAGUGACAGUGUAGAUGCUGUGCUGAAGGGAUCAUACUCCGACAAGGAAAACGAAUCCAGCCAUCAUAGCCAACACCCCAGCUCUUCCUCACCAACCUACAUCUCCCCCGUUAUGCCGUCUGCAUAGCUGGGACCUUAGUUGGCGCCCUCAGGUUUUUUUGACCCUUUUAAAGA
Messenger RNA from Westerdykella ornata, 880 nucleotides. RefSeq lists its product as uncharacterized. Bases 109 to 573 code for a protein of 154 amino acids. NCBI's taxonomy places the organism in Eukaryota, Fungi, Ascomycota, Dothideomycetes, Pleosporales, Sporormiaceae. The transcript has a single exon. The record is from RefSeq and is a predicted model, not a curated record.